AUGGGAGGAUAUGCGUUGGGUUCAGCAUUUGAUUUGAAGUCCGGGCAAAUGAUAAUGGUUGCUCUUUUAUUAAUGGUUGGAUCAUUCUACCUAGGCACUAUCUUUGGUAAAAAUGCUCCCAUCUACAUUUCUCAAACCUCCUCCAACUCUUCUUCAUUACUCGGUACUACCACCUUUACAAACAAAGUUGCUCUGGCGUACCAGAAAACACCACUUGUGAUCCCAGAACGUGGAAUGAAUGUAUGUCCUUUAAUGUUCAACGAGUAUAUCCCUUGCCAUGAUCCUUCUUACGUGAAUAAAUUGCUUCCUAGCUUGAAUCUUUCCAGAAGAGAAGAACUAGAGAGACACUGCCCCCCACCUGAAAGGCGUCUGUUCUGCUUGGUGCCACCACCCAAAGAUUAUAAAAUUCCAUUAAGAUGGCCAACUAGCAGGGAUUACGUGUGGCGAAGUAAUGUGAAUCAUACACGUCUUGCUGAAGUUAAAGGGGGACAAAAUUGGGUGCAUGAGAAAAACCAAUUAUGGUGGUUCCCAGGUGGUGGUACUCAUUUCAAGCGUGGGGCACCUGAGUACAUUCAAAGGUUAGGAAAUAUGACAACUGGUGAAACGGGUGAUCUGCGUUCGAUAGGGGUAUUUCAAGUUCUUGACGUUGGUUGUGGAGUUGCCAGCUUCUCUGCUUUUCUUCUUUCCUUGGAUAUACAAACAAUGUCCUUUGCUCCCAAAGAUGGCCAUGAAAAUCAAAUUCAGUUUGCUUUGGAGAGAGGUAUUGGUGCAAUGAUUGCUGCCAUAGCAACUAAACAGCUACCUUACCCUGCUAGCUCUUUUGAGAUGGUUCACUGUUCAAGAUGUCGUGUUGAUUGGCAUGCAAAUGACGGAAUUUUACUCAAAGAAGUCAACCGUCUUCUGCGACCUAAUGGAUAUUUUGUCUAUUCGGCUCCACCUGCUUAUAGGAAGGAUAAAGAUUAUCCAUUGAUUUGGGAUAAGUUGGUAAACAUAACUACAGCAAUGUGCUGGAAACUAAUUGCUCGAAAUGUACAGACAGCUAUCUGGAUUAAAGAAGAAAAUCAAGAAUGCCUCCAGCACAAUGAAGAUCUGAAGCUGAUAAAAAUAUGUGAUGCUGUUGAUGAGUCUAAACCAUCAUGGAAUACUCCUCUUGAAAACUGUAUACAAAUAAGAAGUGGGAUAUCAAAUUCUCUGAAACUCCCUCCUAGACCACAGCGUCUCUCUGUAUAUUCCAAGAGUCUCAGCAGAAUAGGUUUGCACAUUAAAAACAUUUCAAGGAUUUAGUUUUUAUUUGUUUAUUAUAACUUUUGGCUCUUUUUUGUGCUGAUUAUGCCUAAUUAAUAGAAUCCUCUUGAAGUUGGCAUGUUCUAUAGGCCUUUAGUUUUCAGAUGGAAUGUCAUGCAAAUUUGUUGAGCCACU
This is a messenger RNA of Pistacia vera, 1419 nucleotides long. RefSeq names its product probable methyltransferase PMT7. The transcript has 4 exons. Gene Ontology annotation, cellular component: endosome; trans-Golgi network; cytoplasm. The record is from RefSeq and is a predicted model, not a curated record. Bases 1 to 1284 code for a protein of 427 amino acids. NCBI's taxonomy places the organism in Eukaryota, Viridiplantae, Streptophyta, Magnoliopsida, Sapindales, Anacardiaceae. Gene Ontology annotation, molecular function: methyltransferase activity.